UUCCAUACCGACAAUGGACAGAUAACAGCGAAGCAAUUGCGCGUUAUGCGUACCGGCUGCAUUUGACAUUUCCAGCUCAAUCAGGUACAGACAAGAGUGCGAAGAAUGGAUUCUUGCGAAAAUUUCAUACAAACACUUCAACAGGCUAUCUCUGGCAGAGAUUACGUUGCUUUGACGAGCAUUUUGAAGAGUGGUCAGGGAUUCCUUGCGAUUAUUUCGAUUGAACGUCGUGAACCAGUUGUAUACGCAGUAUUUGAUGGAGGAAGUAGCUUGUUGUGUUUCCUCAAUAAUGAAUUUGGAAACCUUAAAAGAAAUAGGACUGUUGAUAAUGCAUUCACAGAAGCAUUUAAUUUCCUUAAAUUUUUUAUUGAAAAUUUUUAUACGACUGAGUGUUUUGCAAAAUACAUCUUUCAAAUUAAGAAAGUGUGUCAGUCAGCGAUAAUUAAAAAAUGUUCCUAUUAUACCCAGAACUCUGCUUGUAAUGCUUUUACAAAAUUGAUAGAAUUAUUUAGAGAUCAUGAGGAACUCACUAAUACAUUAACAGACUUUGUUAAGCCAGACAACUUGGUAGCAUUUAAAGCAUACGAAAUUAAAGAAAGAAGAUUGAUAUUCCGAAUCUUUGGUAAAAUAAUUAAGUACAAAGGAAAUGUAUGUCCAUCACGGAUAUAUUUGAAGUCUAUUUUUCAACAACUGCUUUCUGAUGUUGAAGUGCAUCAAUUAAAUGAUUUGCCCAAUGAUUUCCAUACAUACUUCGAUGUUUUCGCGGAUAUAUUAGAGAGUGUUGAACCGCCGGAGGAAAUCAAAAAUAGACAUUUCUGCAAAUUUUAUGAAUGGAUUAAGAAUAUCAGUCAUUUGGAUAGAGAACAACCCAUUGUAUUGAGAUCGGCAAUCAAUCUCUUGAGCCGUCAUAUGAAAUUGUUUCAAGAUUAUUUGUAUCCCGAUUGCCAAUAUUGGCAUAAUUUUCUUCGGCACUUAUCGCGCAAGACAACCACUUCUGGUACCUGUGGACAGAAUGCAUUGAAAACAUUUUAUCAAAUUAUUGGACACAUUCUUUCAGAAAGAAAUAACACAGAUACGCAAAAGUUACUAGUGUAUUUCCUUGAAGACUUUCAAAAAGAAUUCAAAAAUAUUGACUUAGAGCUGACUACCUUGCAAUUAGUUAUUUAUGGAUUCAGUAAAAUGGCUGCGCCGGUCAAAUUGCAUAUGGAUCAAUUCGAUAUCAAACAGAUGUAUUCGAUUAUAACCAGUUAUGCACUUCCUCUUUGCUCUAGUGAACAGAGUAAUUCAACACACAUAGAAAGCAUUUGCUGUUAUCAAGAAGCGCUUUCGGAAAUACUGUGUCACAUGACUGAUGUUACGUUUGAAAAGAUUAAUGUUCUUAUAAAACUCAGUACCUAUAUAAUCAAGAGGUUUCCCGACUUAAUAAUAUCUAAAAAUGCGGUCGCCGUUUCAGCUUUAAUUAAAACUAUGAAAAAACUUGGAACCAUCAAUAAAAGCUUGUUACAGCAAUAUCUUGAUAAUAUAAUUUACGACGGCAUCGCUUGGAGCUGUUCGCACACGUUGGCGCUCGACGCAGUAUUACAACAGGAACAGAACAACUUAGAGCAGUCGCUGAUAUGCUACAAGAAUUAUCUGCCAUUAUGGACAGAGCUGCUGAAUGUCAAGAGAGAUCUCAUUCGUGGAUGCGAGCAAAUGGCGCAACAUGUGGCAAAUACCCUGAUGAACGUAUGUAUCAUCCUAAUUGACCGAUUGGAUAUACGCAUAAAACGAAAAAACGAGAACACCGUGUACUCAGACGUGGCUCUUACUCAGAGUGCUUUGAACCAGGCAGAUUUUCGUGUAUUUAUAAAUCUCGUGGAUCUUUAUGUCGAUGUGAUCGAUGUGUCGGAACCAUCGCUAUUCAACAUCAAUACCGUGUGCAAAUUUCUCUAUGAAAUUAUUAGACUAUCAUAUAGGUAUCCGUUGAUAUCUGGGUUUUACAAGCUUGUUCGAACCGGUAUGAGGAUCUUUGUCACUUACGCAUCAGAAGAAGAAGAAGAAGAGGAUAUUGGAGAAUCGCAACAGAUGAAAGAACUUUUAUCCAAUUAUCUAAUACGUACUCUUGAUUUAAUUCCCACGUUUUCUAAUGAACUGCUAAUCACGUGUCUUUACUUGAUCUUGGAUACGCCUCACACGUAUUUCAAGGAUGCACUACCAUGCACGCUGCCGGUAUUUAAAAUUGCGUUUACUGUCGGUCUGAGCAAUCUGGAGCUCGCAUACAACACGCUUACUACCCUGGAAACGUGGACUGAGCAAGAACGAAAGCAGGAGCGAACAAACGAAUUACUGCGCGAAGUUGUAGCUUACUUGGAGCCAUAUUUGCGCAGCACGGAGAGUUCCGUCGAAGUCUCUCAGGAUUUGACGGUAACGAGAACGAGAAGUCGUGUAAAACGCGUCGAGGUUAUUGAUACUGAAUGUAUGCUACGAAACUUCCAACGACGAGUUCUACUGUUCCUCGGAUCGCUCGACCACGACUUGCUGUCAAGUUUCGUACACGAUCGCGCUUCCCGGAGCACUGGGGCGUCCUGGGAUCGCAAGAAUCUGAUCAAAUACACUUUACCGCUGCCGGAUGCGCGACCGGACAUCCAUUUCGAUCGAAUGUUGCCACGGAUAAUCGCGUUGGCACGCGAAUCCAGCGAUCGACGCACCAAGAUCGCGGCCUGUGAAGUUUUGCAUUCGAUAGUGACACUCAUCAUCGGUUCCACUGCGCGAUAUCUGUCUGAUUCGGAGAAUCGUCUCACCGCUCUCUAUGGCACUCUAUGUCCGGUCAUGCUUGUGCUUGGCUGCGAUUCCGACGAAGUCGUUUGCGGUCUCUUUCAGCCAUUGACAUUGCAACUGAUGCGCUGGCUUAGCUCUAAGUUCGUGCUAUCGUCGUCCGUGAUCUCGCCCAUUCUCGAUUCGCUAUUCGACAGCUUAACCGAUGAUUCGAAUUCUGCAUUGCGAGAGUUCUCCGGCAUGUGUCUGGCGGAAUUCACACAUUGGUCGCUCAACCAACCAGAUGAAACACAAGAGAAGUUCCAGAACAUGUACCGGAUCAUUCGAAGGAUCAACGAGUUUGCACUGCAUCCAUCGAAGCGUAAACGCGUAGCCGCGGCCGUGGCCUUCAAUCAUCUCUACGCGAUCCUGCGCGAGGACAACGAUACUAUUUCGAUCUAUUGGCUAGAAAUAUUCUACUGUUUCGUUUGCAGUUUAAAUGACGAAUGCGAUGACCCAUCGAUCGCGAAUGCGCUAGCUCACGUUGAAAAAGUGAUGAGGUUGAGGGCGAAACUUCUAAACACAGCUGAUCCACUCAAUAGGAGGAAGCCGCACGAAUUUGAGAGCGCGACCUUGACUCAUGCUCUUUACUGGUUGCUGUCGCGGUGUGGAACACUGGACGAACGUUGCCGAGCGAAAUGCAUGGAAUUGUAUGUUAACAUAUCGCAAUAUGUUGAUAGUUAUCCGCAGGAAACGAUACAGAAGUUUGUCGAGACUCACGGGAUGAAUCGAUUAAACGAUAUCGUUCUGAGAGGCUUGGAGUCGGGUCUAAAAGACAUUUCUAUCAUCGAUAAUGUGAUGCCGCUCUUGAAGGCUCUAGAUUGCUACAUUUGGUUGAUGGAAAACCAAUUGCUGUCGAUAGAAACUCUCUUUCCUGCUACUGAUGAUGCACGAGAACACACAAUCUUCUCCUGCAUUCGCAGUUUUACUCGUCAGUUCUGGCGAAUAACGACCGAGGAUUUUGUGGCAGAGACGUUUGCGAUAAACUCCAGGGAGCACGAACAGCUGCAGACAUUACAAUGCAAAACUUUGAUGGCUAUGUUGAAUUUUAUACAAAUGCUGCUGAAUAUUAACGUUAAUGUAUUACCGGAAUCUUUGUGGGACGAAUCCUUGUCUGCGUUAACGAUCAAGUGCAUAAUGUUUCCGCGAGCGGUCGGCUUCAACGUCAGAAACAUCGAAAUGGCAGACAAGAUGCCAGAUGUCCUGGAAAUUCUAUUGAACACUAUGAAAUCGCGGUUUACCUAUGGUUUACCAAACACCUUUAAGAAUUGUCUCUUAAAUUUCAGCCGAAAUUACGUCGCGAGACUUUUAAAUUUGAACGACGUCGCGCAAAACAAUCUCAGCGACGAUCUGGUUCAACAUAUUAAAGGUCUGAUUCUCCUCCAACGAUGCAACAUGCUCGACCCAAUGAUCCUAGAAAGAAGCGCCUUUGCAAAUGGCGAAAGAACGGUCGAGUGUAUCUUCAAGUUUCUGGUGAACGAACGCAUCGGAGAAUGGAUUUGCAGCAACUUGAACGCACGGAUGGUCGAGUAUUUGAGAACUCUGAUGGAAUUUCAAUUCUCGCUGUUUUCAUUGACAAUUGAGGCACCGAUAAUGGUGAUACCCAACGAUGUUCGCUCGAUAACUGAGACGCUGGUGAAAUUCAUAUCUAACGAUACCCUGAUCAUCGGCGCAGAUUCCGCGCAGAUCACUCAUGGCGAGUACUUUCUGAAUAUGUUUAAGAACGUGAUUUUCAGAUUCAUGUUGACGCACGUUGGCGCAAUCACGCUCGUUUUUGAUGAGAUGUCGCGCAACAAUCCAUCCUUUUUGCUCAAGUGGCUCGAGGAUCUGGUGUUGUACCUGAAACAGCACAAACGCGAAUUGCAGGCUCACGUAGAUGCGACAGUGGACGCGAUGCUGCGGCACUUCUUGUGUCUGAAGACCGCCUCCUGUAACGAUAACAGUGGUAGAGAGAGACUGAUGAAUAUUUACGGUAUCGUGGUGCGUCUCAGUUCGGAGCCCGUAAAGAUCACACAAGAUUCCCCGUUUUCCGAGCUCCAUGCGUGGAUUAUGAACCAGUUGAAUGGUUGUGAUCUCGAGUAUAAAAUACAGAUUCUGCAAAAGUUUUUCAUUUGCCUGACGGACGCGACGAUUGAUUACGGCGAUAACGAACAUUCUGAAUUGCAAAGGAUCCUGGAUUCUCUCAACGCAGAAAAAAAAAUAUUUUGUCCGAAUUUGUCCGAAACAAGCGUGAACGCCAUGAAGGUAAUCAACUGUUUUGAAAUACUGCUGAUGCUGGUUUCAACAACGAGGUCAAAAAUCAUGCUGAAGUGCGUGAUACACUUCGCAGCCGGUACCAGCGAUCAUCUAUUCCAGAAUGAGAAGAUAGAAGAACAUCUGCGCGAAUGUUAUCGCGAAGCGUCCAGCGAACAUGCCCUACGAUUAUUAAAGAUGACGUACGAAGUGUUUAUGGAUCGCUACAAAAAUCUCUCAGAAACUGAGAGACUCGACGUGUUGCGCGGAUUUCUCUUGCCAACAUUCCAAGUUUGCAAAACGAUCGCGAUCGAGCGUUUCUUCGAGCAAAACAUUCCCGAGUUGUACGAUCUUGCUUAUCCGCGCCCUAUUGACGACAAACGGAACAUCGUGUCCAAGAUCGGAUGCUUUGAAAUAAUAACGACCAUGAUUGCCACAGUAGAUAUGAGCAAAAUAGUCGGUGAAAAUGCACCAAUCGCGCUGAACGUUCUGCUUCAACUCAACACCGGCAAGGAAUUCAUUCAAAAAUUGCACAAACGCGCCAAUAAAACGCGGGCUUUGAAGAUUGCUCCAUGCGAUGCAGAAUGCAAAGAGCUCAUGCGUUUAUUACACUGCUCCGCGUACAACUGCGAACUGGCCAUCGUCAGCUUGAACGAAGACGAAUAUUAUUACAAGUUCGCUUUCGGCGAGAAUCACUUCCCCAAUCUCCUCAUCUGGGAAAAUAUCAUAGAUCGCUCCAAGUGUUACAACCUCCGUCAGACCUUCAAGAAAUACCCAAAGACCCGCGAGGUCGCCGUUAAUAUGAAAUCCACGGCUUUCAAUACAGACGGACUACAACACAGAUACAUGUAUAGCUACGAUCUGUCAGCCUCCACGUUAUGUGAGGACAUCAACGCUUAUGAUUUUAAUAGAUCGGUCCUGCUGCCAUUGAAUCGUGAUCGGUCUGUUUCGGCGAGAACUCUAAGCGUCGUCCUGGAAAGCGACGAUUUUAACAAACACGAAUGCAUGCCAUAUAUAUGUGUCUUAUUACGACGUAUCAGGGAAAUCUGCGUGUCGACCAAGGAGCUUCCCGAGUGGCUGCGACUUUUCCUCAAUGCUCUCAGAUAUAAUCAGCCAAAUAUCACGUUGUUUGUGCUGAGGAUCAUCUGGAACAUGGUCGAUGUGUUUAAGCCUUACGCCAAGUUUAUGCUGACACCGAUCGUCGAAGCUGUCGUCGGGUACCUGGGACUGCAUAAUAAUAAAUUGAAUUAUAUCAUUACGGAUAUUUUGGAAAUGCUUAUGGAUUGGCACGAUGUGGCCGUGCCGAGUGACGAGAACGACAGAAAGCAAGCUCAGGAACUUUUCGAGGAGUUCCUCAAGAAAGCAUUGGAACAUUGGAGCAUGAUGGAAACACCUAACGAACAACGAACAUCUCAUGAACGACAAAUAUCCGAAUAUAAUUUCGGUCUAAUGAGGAUCAUGGUGGACAAGUGGGGUAGCUAUCUACGAGUACCGAAUUCCUUUUUACUGGCCAUAAUGACAUCCGCGCCGAAGGCCGCGGUACAUCUUAUCCUAGUGCUCCUCGAAAAUGAAAACAUAACAGAAGAGAUGAUUGCGAGGGACGACAUUGUCGAAUUUUUGCUGGAACCGUUGCGCAAUUGGAACACACCCGAAACGGACAAAACGCCUUUGCAAUGUAGCAGAGGUCUUGGACUAUAUCUGCAGUCUCUGAAUAAGCGCGUCGAGAUCGAGAGAAAAAUCAAAUACGAUGAAGUAAGUAAUAAAAUCAUUGCUAUUUUACGUUCCACGCAGCCGAAUAUAAUCAAACAGGUAAAGCGCGUCGUUGCUCUCUGUCAAACUUACCCCGAGGUUGCCGACGAUUAUACCUCUGUGAUGCUUAAUGCAAUAGCUAAGAAUGCAGAAACAGCCUCCUGUCUGGAAAUCUUCGCAUCGUCCAUGUCGAAACUUAGCGCCUCGGAUGACAAAUUAGCGAAAUUUCUGAAUAAUCUGCGUCACAUGGAUCUCGAGAAAGUAUUGAAGAAUCAACAGGUAUCUUGCGUGAAGCCAGCACUGGGAAUCGUCGGCAAUUUAGUAACGAUCAUCUCACCCUCGGAUCUGUUGCCUUAUGUAAAAUCGACGAUCCCGUACAUCAAAGAUACAAGUACGGAACAUCGAGAAUUAGCCUAUGAUAUACUUAUGAAGGUUUACGGAAAAUAUUCGGUAGAGACUACGGUGGCGAUCCUCAAUGACGAGGCGAUUCGUCUGUUGUUAUCUAUCAGCGUGGAAAAUCUGCUGACUGGUUUGUUGGAUCCGUCACAUGAGCUACAGGACAGAAUACUGCGAUUCUGGACGGAAGAGACGAGGCUCAGCACGGAGAGAUCGAAAAAUCGAUUGCUGGGACUUCUCACUAUGCACUCGAUGCUUCAGGUAACAACGUCAACAUCUGAGGAGGAUGCGUUCGCGCCUUUCAUGGCGCUGCUGAUGUUGCAACUGGUCACCAAAUCGAUGGAUUACAACAAGAACAUAUUCGACGCGCCGUUAAAUAAUAACUGCAGCUUCGAGAAUUAUAAAGUAGCCGUUUCUUGGCGCAGACGCAACCUAAGCUGCAUGACCCCAAUGUUCGUCGAUUCGCUCGCCUCGCAGAUGAGCUACGGCACCUUUUCUCAAAUAAGCGGCGGUGCCGAUUUACAUGGCACUCGAGUAGAUUCCUAUUCGCAUCUUCUACGAUACUCAGGUAUCCCUCCGAGACUUCGUGCGACGCAGGAUUUGCAAUUCGAGCCGACUCUUGACAACUCUGAAGCUGCGGAUGCGACCUUUGAUGUCGAAUUCGAUCAAGCAUCUACAAUAGCAUCUUCAUCGAGACAGUCGUUGCAAGAUACAACGAUGCGCAGAAGACCUUUUAGGAUUGUAGAGAGCUCAUCGGAUGUCGCAAAUGACAUUCGUCGGAGGCAAAUCCAGAAGAACGUGCAAUGGAGAGAAAAGAUGAAGCAGGAAAGUAUCAGACAAAGAAGCAGCGUGAGAUUGUACAGGGAUUACAGAAUCGGAGAGGUCCCCGAUAUUGAAAUACCUCAUUCAAGUUUGAUUGUACCGCUUCAACAAUUGAUAAAACUAGAUCGGGUGAUCUGUAAAGACAUGAUUGUAUCGUUAUUUUGUUCGUUGAUCGAAGAAAUAACCGAGAGAGAGAAAUCUGAUGACUUCCGUCAGGCCAUCGUGGACAAUUUAAAAAGAAUUUUGCAUAAUUCAAGCGAGAAAGAUAGUUCCUUUAACGCCGUUAUUCUCGAGACAUUGCUACAAUUAAAUGUCACCGAUGGCGACCCGCGAGAUAUAGCAAAGAUUUCCAAGACAAGCCGCUUGGAUGUUCUCGGUGCUCUUCUCCUGGAACGUAGUUUGCUGCCUGACCCGAGAAAUGACUCACCCACGUCGAGCAAAAGAAUGCGAAGAUGCGAUAAUGAAGAGACCGACAAGUGGGUGCAAUUGGUGUCUCUCUAUAAAUCGCUAAAUGACGUCGAUGUUGUUUUGAGUAUCUUCCGAAGACAGCAAUUCUUUGGCGAUGACAUGCAGAAAGCGGCUUUUGCGGAAAUAAAUGGCGAUUGGAUUCAAGCAAGAGACGCCUACGCAAGCGCUUACGAACAAAUCGAGAAUCGAUCAAUAAAAGAGCACUGUUUCCAAGGAUUAUUCGAGGCUGUCCAGAAUUUGUGCGAUUGGUCGGCUAUCGAUCAACUUGUGAAAAGCCGCACGAACGAUGGAAAGCUGAGUAGUAUCUGGGAUGACACAUGGAAGGAUUGGAUGCUUCCGUAUGCUUUCACUGCUUACGUACACAUGUUGGAAAAAAACUGGAGAUCAAUGGAUGAUGAUCUGGAAGUCAUUGAAUCAUGGAUAAACGAUCGAGAUAAAUCGAAGCAUCUUAAGCAUUUGGUAGGCAAAGAUCUGAUCAUAUUUCUAUUGACGGUAGAGCGACAGGCCGCUGAUCUAUUGAUGAAUGAACUUCUGGACAAAACGGGAGAACAAUGGAUUGGUUUGAAUCCCCUCUGCAUCGAACGGGGAAUACGCGAAUCACUAAAAUUGCAAGCCAUGAACGAUCUUAACGCUUCGCUCAAUGUCCUUCGAUACACGAGCGAAGCGAUCUUUCUAGAUCGGUUGGUCGCGUUGUUGAACUUCUGGUCGUCGAAAGUACCCGCCAUUCAAGACAACCUCGUGCAGUGGAAUAAAUUAGCCGCUUAUCGAAUGCAUUUCUCAAUGUUAUUUAAAAACAUCUUCAACAAUAUGACAGAAGAUGACGACGAGGAUAGGAAACGCGCUAUCAUAGAACGGAUGCAUAGAAGCGGUCUUCAGCUUCGACUGGCCAUCGCCAACGCAGCGUUGCAUCAGAAACACCAAUACAUCGCCGAGAAGCAUUUGAGUUACAUGAACGAACGUUUAAGGAAUAACCAUCAGCACUUGGAGCUUUCGUGGCUCGAGGCUAGGAUCAAAUGUUUGUGUGCCGACAUCGAAACAGACGCGUGCACAAAGAUGUCGGAUUAUACCGCUUCCUGGGAAUAUUCGCAUCGACUGUUGAACGAGUGCAACGAGCUCGACACCGACACAAAUACUGCCGUCAGGCAGCACGUCGGUAUCCUCGCUUCGAAGAUCGAAUCUUCAAGCAGGGAGAACGCAGAAUUCGCAAAUGCGUUGGCGAAUAACUCCGCGAUCCUGCAGAAGAUAGGAAUCGCGGAAUCGACGAUCGUCGACUUGAACAACAUCCGAGAGCAUUUGUUGCGGUACAGCUUGAACAAUCUGCGAGCCUGCUGCGAGGAUGCGACGAGCACUAAUGUCGGCGAACACUAUUGCGCCCUGGCCAGGCACUGUUACAAUAGACUGAUGUCCACCGACAUGGACAGCGACGAACUUUUCCACGAAUUCCUGUUAUCCACCUUGAGAUCCAUGCGUUACGAUUAUCUCGAGGCGGCGCACUACUUCCCCUGUUUGCUGAGACCUGAACGGUUACAGGACGAGGAGACGCGUAUCACAUUUGUUCGGGAGUGCGCCGAGUUGCAGCCGUGGUUGUUCCUGCGUUGGCGGGAUCUGUUGUUCUCCCAUCUGGACACGCCGUCGAUUGCAAACGCGGUUGUACCGAUCGUCGAGAGACUCGCCGAGGCCUAUCCCGAUGCGGUAGCCUACACGUAUCACCUGGUGAUCGAGAGAAACCCUGGUAUUCUUCAGGAUGGAAACAUUCAGAGGAUACAUUCACUCUUGCGCGACAAAGUAGAAAAGUAUGAGCAGUUCCUGCGGGCGAUAGAGUACGUGGCGCAACCGGAACUGUUUCUCCAGCACUAUCUCAACGGAGCGAUGAGGGAUCUGUCGCGAGGAAAAGGAGCAUCAGCCAUCGAAUCGCUGCUGCGAAAGGUCUAUCCAAGCACACAGACAGCAGGAGUGAAUAAUCCUCGUCCGGGCAAUAUUUACCAGAAGAUAGCAAAAUAUGAAAGCGAGAUAAGAGCCUUGAAUCCUGACAAUCUCGACGCCACGCGAGAUGGAAUACAAAGACUCAAGAAAUCUAUCUUGGAGGAGUCUCUCUUGAAACCUCCAGCAAAAACACAACAGGCCAGCAAAUACUCAAGUCUCAAGAAUUAUAGCCCGUUCUUGCACGAGUGGCACAUGGGCGGAGGAAUCGAGGUACCUGGCCAAUACACCGGUGAUAGGAAACCCAUAUUGCGUUAUCACACGAGGAUCGCGCGUUUCGAGCCACGCGUGGCGGUCAUGAAAUCACUGCGCAAACCAAUUCGCAUCUGCAUGGUAGGUGACAACGGCAAGGAGUACAAGUUCCUGGUGAAAUUCGGUGAGGAUCUGACGAUCGAUCGCGGCCUGCAGCAGCUGUACACCACCAUGAACAGGACAUUACGCAAUGAUGCUAGCUGCAGACAAAGACGCUUGUCUAUAGACACAUACGAGGUGAUUCCGUUGUCGAGGUCAUUCGGUCUCAUACAGUGGAUCGAUAAUACGAAAUCCCUGGAUGAUCUGAUACGCUUCACCCUGUCCAAGAAAGAGAGCGAUCGAUGCGAGAGCAUUUUAAAGAGAUACUUGGAGUGGAUAGCUAGCGCCUCGAAGCAGCCUUCUUGGAUCGUCAACCCCAAUCAGUACAAGGAGGCCGUGGCCAGGUUCAGCUGUCGAACUGUCACGGAACAGAUGGAGCGCUUCAUCAGCGAGACCAGGCGCACGGCUCUUCGCGACGCUUUCGUCGCCGUUAGUCCGUCGCCGGAGUGCUUCAUGACCUUGCGACGUAACUUCGUCGCGAGUUACGCGACCAUGUGUGUGGCACAUUGGCUCGCGGGCGUUGGCGAUCGUCAUCUGCAGAACACCCUGGUGCGUGUCACCACCGGACGAUGCCUGGGCAUCGAUUUCGGCCACGCUUUCGGGGGCGGCUUGCGAGCAGCUGUACCGGAACUCGUGCCGUUUCGCCUGACGCCGCAGAUACUGGAGCUACUGCGACCUUUCACCGAGCGCGACCUCCUGGCGACGAUCAUGACCCACGCGAUGCGUGCCUUGCGUGACGACUGUGGCCCGAUUCUCGCUUGCAUGGAUAUCUUCGUUCACAAGCCCGUCAAUCGAUCGUCGUUGGACGAUGAAAUGAUGAGGAGUGAUGAUCAAAAAGAUGAUGCAGACUUAACGUGGUCGUCCAAGAGAAAUAUUGAGAUAGUUGCAAAGAAAUUAAAUGGAAUCCAUCCAGCAAUCAUUACAUUGAAGCAAUUAAAAGAAGCGCACAAUGAUGAAUACUUUACAAGAUAUCAUGCCAUUGUCAUGGGCGUUGACGGGAUCAAACAAGCACGAGCAGAUACAAGGAAUGAUUGUUUAACACCUGCUGAACAGGUGGAUUGUUUGUUAGAUCAAGCAAAAGACUUUAAUAUUUUGGGUCGCAUGUAUGCGAAUUGGCAAUCAUGGCUGUAACUCUUCUAUUUGAGUAUUAUAAAACGUUAUAGAAGUAAUAAACGAUUUUAAAAAGGCACAAGAAUCAUGAAAUAUAGAAAUUUUAUAUAUUUAUAUCAAAUAAGGAACUUUAUUUUAACAUGAAUUAAGAGAGCAAAAUCAUGGGUAAAAUUACAUACAAUAAAGAUAUGUAAUAUAUUUUAUUACAAUUUUAUUACAUAUCUCUUCUUGUACUAUAAUACAAUUGAUUUGAUAGGCAAAGUUUAUUAGAGUUUAU
Camponotus floridanus (Florida carpenter ant) is the source of this 12178-nucleotide messenger RNA. Its product is annotated as DNA-dependent protein kinase catalytic subunit-like. The transcript is spliced from 15 exons. Gene Ontology annotation, biological process: double-strand break repair via nonhomologous end joining; telomere maintenance. Lineage: Eukaryota; Metazoa; Arthropoda; Insecta; Hymenoptera; Formicidae. Gene Ontology annotation, cellular component: nucleus. The coding region runs from base 106 to 11922 and encodes 3938 amino acids. Gene Ontology annotation, molecular function: protein binding; DNA-dependent protein kinase activity. The record is from RefSeq and is a predicted model, not a curated record.